This is a messenger RNA of Fonsecaea erecta, 1539 nucleotides long. RefSeq lists its product as hypothetical. Bases 1 to 1539 code for a protein of 512 amino acids. Gene Ontology annotation, molecular function: protein binding; oxidoreductase activity, acting on NAD(P)H, oxygen as acceptor. The transcript is spliced from 2 exons. The record is from RefSeq and is a predicted model, not a curated record. Lineage: Eukaryota; Fungi; Ascomycota; Eurotiomycetes; Chaetothyriales; Herpotrichiellaceae. Gene Ontology annotation, cellular component: intracellular anatomical structure.
AUGGGUGACCCGAGCAUGGUGCCAGCAGCACCAAUGUCAACCGAGGACGAACGGUCUGCUCUCACCUCGCGAAUCAUCCCAACCAUGAGUCUUUCCACUGCCGAGAAUCCUCUCACAGCACCCCUGGCCCCUACACAGGCAACAUCUCCCAUAGACCGAGCUGCUGCCCGAUUCAGAGUGGAAGGCAAUGCCGUCCUCACAGGAGGGGCAGGGACAUUAGCAUUGGCCUCUGCCCGGGCAUUACUUGAGCAUGGCGCCUCUGGAGUUGCGCUCAUGGAUUUACAGGCGACCAUUCAUGCGUCCUCGCAAGCAAUAUCACAACUAAAGGAGGACUUCCCCAACGCAAACGUCCUCACGGUGCAAGUGGACGUGACAUCGGAGUCGGAAGUGGACAAAGCUUUCCAGGUCGCUCAGAAUUUAAUGGGCAGCGUGGACAUCCUAUGUUGUUUCGCAGGAAUCGUCGGUUGCGUCCACUCCAUUUCAGCGACUGCGAGCCAAUUCCGCAAAGUCAUCGAUGUCAAUUUGACUGGAUCAUUCCUCAGCGCGCAAGCAGCAGCCCGACACAUGAUCGAAUCCCAGUCGGGAGGAUCCAUUGUGUUUACGGCCUCGAUCUCGGCUCACGCAACGAACUAUCCCCAGCCCCAGGCAGCUUACAAUGUGAGCAAGGCGGGCGUCGCACACUUGACGCAGAAUCUCGCAGCGGAAUGGGCAGUUCAUGGGAUCCGCGUGAACUGUCUGUCUCCCGGCUAUAUGGACACGGUGCUCAAUGCCGGCGACAACCUCCAACCAAUACGAGAUAUCUGGGCCAGCCGGUGUCCCAUGGUGAAGCUUCUGCACAGCGACACUGAUUUGAUCACUCUAAUAUCUCAGCACAUUUCGUUCGAUCCGAAGCUGAAGUAUGUGGAAGGUCAGACACUGUUAUCAUUUGCUGCGGAAUUCGGACUUUCAGGUCUCGUGAAACAUAUUGUUGACCACACCACCAGCCGACUGGACACGGGAGAUUCCUACGGGCGUACACCUCUUCUUCAUCCUAUGUUCAACGGCCACGCAGAUAUCGUGGAGACACUUCUCUCAACAACGAACGUCAUCAUCAGCAGGCCACUCGAACAAUCGCGUGUCAAGCUGCGCUUGUCAAAAAGACAUGAAGAGAUUAUUGAGUUGAUGAUGAAAUACCGAGUAAGCUUUGAGAACAUUACUAUUGAUGAUGAAGACCCUCUCAUCUGGGCGUGUGCAAAUGGGCACGAAUCAAUGGUGGAGUUGCUCCUGCACUCUGGGCAUCACGCCGUUUACUUGAGGAGUACUUUGGGCGAGACUCCUUUACACAAUGCAGCACGGCACGGGCACGAAUCUAUUGUUAAAUUGCUGUUAGCACAACCCGAUAUCGAGGUGAGCGCUAGAGACAGACUUGGCGACACUCCUUUACACAUUGCAGCGGAGAACGGACACGAAUCGGUAGUCAAAUUGCUCCUAGCACAAGUCGGUAUCGAGGUGAAAGUUAGAGACGGUUCAGGCGACACUCCUUUACAAUUGCAGCGCUAA